Lolium rigidum is the source of this 1575-nucleotide messenger RNA. Its product is annotated as F-box protein At5g07610-like. The record is from RefSeq and is a predicted model, not a curated record. The transcript has 2 exons. Lineage: Eukaryota; Viridiplantae; Streptophyta; Magnoliopsida; Poales; Poaceae. Gene Ontology annotation, molecular function: protein binding. The coding region runs from base 120 to 1283 and encodes 387 amino acids.
CCAAACCCUCGCUCGCCGGCGCAGAUGGCAGCAAACAGCACCGCCGCUCCCGCCGUUGCUCGAUUUGCAGCUCGCGGGGAAAGAACUUGACUCGGCACCCCUCGUUUCCACGGACGGGGAUGGAGGGUGCACUGAUGAGAGGCGAACCUAUUUCCAAGAUCACCGACGACAUCCUCGCCGACAUCAUCUCCCGCGUGCCCUACAAGUCCACCUGCUGCUGCAAGUGUGUCUCCACGCGCUGGCGUGACCUCAUCUCCCACCCCGACCACCGCAAGAAGAUGCCCCAGCCCCUCGCCGGCUUCUUCCACGAAAGCUACAACAAGAACCGGUUCCCCAGGUGUGCUCGAUAUUUCACCAACGUUUCAGGGGAAGGUGAACCUCUCGUCGAUCCUUCACUAUCCUUUCUGCCCAAAUACAAUGGCCUUGACAUUUUGGACUGCUGCAAUGGCCUCCUUCUCUGCCGUUGUUGGAAGGCGACUGAUCCUAAGACAUUGGACUAUGUCGUGUGCAAUCCGGCCACUGAAAGAUGGGUUGUUGUGCCUGCCACCGAUUGGUCCAGCAAGGUGAACGUCGUUCGCCUCGGGUUUGAGCCGACGGUAUCCUCUCACUUUCAUGUGUUUGAGUUCAUUGAUGAGGAGACCUGGGGUAUAGAUGAGUCUGAGCUGAGUGAUUGUGAUGGCUGCAUUGAAACAUUGGCGAUAUACUCGUCUAAAGCAGGAGUUUGGAAGCAUCGAAGCCUGGACAUUAUGUUUGCAAUACCAACGAGUUCAAGAGGCGUUUUUUUAAAUGGCGCCCUACAUUUGGCUACCUCUAAUAAUUUUAUAGUUGUUGUCGGCGUGGAAGGAAAUAAUUGGCGUCUCAUUGAUAUUCCUAUGCCACCAUACUAUGAUGAUGCUCCUAUUGUUGGUGUUUUGCUAUCACAAAGGCAGUUGUAUUUCACAAAUUGUUAUUCUGGUUCUGAUGGUGAAGAAUUAUCAGUAUGGGCUCUUGAGGACUGCUAUAGUGAAAAAUGGACCUUGAAACACAAUGUCAGCCACUUGGAGUUGUUUGGAGCAUCGUAUUCAUCAUUUGGUAAUUUUUACAAUGUCAUCUCAUUCCACCCUGGACGCAAUAUGAUUUUCAUAAUUUGUGGGUAUGAGAACAUGUUGAUGUCAUAUGACAUGGAUCGCAGAAAGCUGUGUUUUAUAUGUCAACUUGGACGGGAUUGUCAAAUUGGGUGGGACAAGACUCUUUGUAUUCCAUAUGUUCCAUUGUACUCGGAGCCAUUGGCAGAUGGGCACUAAAUGUCUUGUGUAGUGCAGCUUCGCAGGUAUCUACAUUUCUGAUGUUAUUAGAGUUUACUUUUGACUUCAGUGACCGGGGUUAACGUUUUUGCUGUUGUGAUAGGGUCAUGUUGGUGCUUGAAUGCACUCAUGUCCUCACUUUAUGUAGCUCUGUAUUGCAGUUAACUUAGUGGCUGAGCUUGCGUUUGUGUACUUUUAUGUAGUCAUGGCUGCUAGCUGCCCAUGCAGUUGUGUAACACCCUACUAUUUUAAUCGUGGAUAUGAUGAUCGUCGUAUUGAACCACUAUUAAUG